AUGGAGAACGCCAAGGCGAACCCGGCAGCCAGCGCCAAUGUGUUUUCUAAAAUAUUUUUCUGCUGGUUAAACCCUUUGUUCAGCAUUGGAUACAAGCGAACUCUGGAGGAAGAGGACAUGUAUGAUGUUCUCCCCGAAGACCGGUCUGAACGUCUGGGCCAGGAGUUACAAAGACAUUGGGACCUGAAUGUGGAGAAAAUGGCCAAAACAACACAAACCCCCAGUCUCUCCAGAGCCAUCAUCUGCUGCUAUUGGAAACCCUACGCAGUGCUGGGCUUCUUCACUCUGGUUGAGGAGUCCAUCAGAGUGGUGCAGCCUGUUUUCCUUGGCAAGAUUAUCCAGUAUUUUGAGAGUUAUGAUCCAUCAGACUCUGCAGCUCUGCACCGGGCCCUGGGCUACGCCGCAGGUCUGUCGUUCUGCUCUAUCAGCCUGGCCCUCACCCAUCACCUCUACUUCUACCACGUUCAGAGGAUAGGCAUGAAGGUCAGAGUGGCAAUGUGUCACAUGAUCUACAAGAAGGCUUUGUGUCUGAGCAGCGCAGCCAUGGGAAAGACCACCACAGGUCAGAUUGUCAACCUUCUGUCCAAUGACGUCAACAAGUUUGACCAAGUCACCAUCUUCCUGCACUUCCUGUGGGUGGCGCCGAUCCAGGUGGCUGCUGUGGUGGGGCUGCUCUGGGCAGAGAUUGGCCCUUCGUGUCUGGUUGGAAUGGUGGUCCUUAUGAUCCUCAUGCCAACACAGACCAUGUUCGGAAGGCUUUUCUCAAAGUUUAGGAGUCAGACGGCUGUUUUGACUGACACUAGAAUCCGGACAAUGAAUGAAGUUGUGUCAGGGAUGAGAAUCAUAAAGAUGUACGCCUGGGAGAAACCUUUUGCCGCUUUGGUCUCCGACAUCAGAAGAAAAGAAAUCUCCAAAGUGCUGAAGAGCUCGCACCUGCGUGGCCUCAACAUGGCGUCCUUCUUCUGUGCCAGUAAAAUCAUAUUGUUCUGCACCUUCACUGUGUACGUGCUAUUGGGGAACACGCUGUCGGCGAGUCGCGUGUUUGUGACCGUGUCUCUGUACGCGUCUGUGCGCCUCACAGUCACGCUCUUCUUUCCCAACGCCAUCGAGACACUGUUCGAGAGCCGUGUCAGUGUGCGCCGGAUACAGGAGUUCUUACAGCUGGAUGAGAUUUGCCAAAUCAACUCAGUUCCACACAAAAAUCAUGAGAAAAACCUUUCGUCGGUGGAUAUUAAAGAACUAGAGUGUUACUGGGACAAGACUUUGGACGUUCCUACUCUUCAAAACGUGUCCUUGUCUCUGAACUCUAAUCAACUAUUGGCUGUGAUUGGACCAGUGGGAGCAGGGAAAUCUUCGCUGCUGAGCUCUAUUUUAGGGGAAUUGCCUCGACACAAGGGGGUAAUGAAGGUGGAAGGUCAGCUGACGUACGCCUCGCAGCAGCCCUGGGUCUUUCCAGGAACCAUACGCAGUAACAUCCUGUUUGGUAAAGAGCUGAUCCCACAGAAGUACGAGAGGGUCCUGCGUGCGUGUGCCCUCAAGAAGGACAUGGACCUGCUGCCAGAGGGAGACCUGACCCUCAUCGGGGACAAAGGGGCCACUCUGAGCGGAGGUCAGAAGGCGCGUGUGAACUUGGCCAGGGCGGUGUAUCAGGAUGCCGAUAUCUACCUCUUGGAUGAUCCCUUAAGUGCUGUGGAUGCGGAGGUCGGGAGGCACUUGUUUGAGCAGUGCAUUUGCGGGUUGCUGAAGAAGAAAAUCCGUAUUCUGGUCACUCACCAGCUUCAGUAUCUGAAGGCAGUUGACCAAAUUGUUGUUCUUAAAGAGGGCCAGAUGGUGGCGAAGGGCACGUACACGGAGCUGCAGCACUCUGGGGUGGACUUCACGUCUCUGCUGCAGCUGGAGGACGAGGACGAGCCCGUCGCCUCAGAGAACGCCAUCCGCAUCAGAACUCUGUCCCAGAACUCUGUGUGCACCGACGACGGCUCUAGAGACGGAGACCAGCUGCCUGCUGAGGCCGUUCAGACUGUGGUGGAGGAGAGCCGCGCACAGGGCACAAUCAAAGUGGGACUCUACGUGAAAUACAUGAAAGCUGGGGCCAAUGUGCUGCUGGUGGUCUUCAUGCUCUUCAUCAACCUCCUGGCCCAGGUGACCUACAUCAUGAAUGACUGGUGGCUGGCGUACUGGGCUGAAAAACAAGAUGAAGUGAACAAUCAGAAUAUCACUAUAACCAACGGGACCCAAAAGCUGGACCGAGACUUCUACCUGGGCACUUAUGGAGGUCUCACUGCUGCCACCAUCUUUCUGGGCUUCUUCAGGAACAUCCUCAUGUUUCAUAUCUUUGUGAGAAGUGCUCAGACUCUGCACAAUCACAUGUUUAACUCUAUUCUCAAGACCCCAGUGCGCUUCUUUGACACUAACCCCAUUGGACGAGUUCUGAACAGGUUUUCUAAAGACAUCGGGCUGCUGGAUAAUAACUUACCGGUGACAUUUAUAGACUUUCUUCAGUUGUUCCUGAUGAUUCUGGGGGUGGUUGCCGUGGCGGCCUCAGUCAUCCCUUGGAUCCUCGUCCCAGUGUUGGUCCUGUUUCUGGUUUUCCUUUAUGUCCGACGAUAUUUCCUCCAAACCUCGAGAAACAUCAAGCGCCUGGAAGCGACAACUCGCAGUCCAGUCUUCUCUCAUCUCUCCUCUUCGCUCCAUGGGUUGUGGACGAUCCGAGCGUUCGGUGCCACUGAAAGAUUCCAGAACAUUUUUGACGCUCACCAGGACUUGCACUCAGCGUCCUGGUUCUUGUUCCUGACCACGUCGCGCUGGUUUGCGGUGCGGCUCGACGGGCUUUGUGCUGUCUUUGUGACUGCCACCACUUUCGGUUGUCUGCUGCUGCGGAACCAGCUGGAUGCUGGAUCAGUGGGUUUGGCUCUGAGUUAUGCAGUCACUCUGAUGGGCAUGUUCCAGUGGGGUGUUCGGCAGAGCGCAGAGGUGGAGAACAUGAUGACCUCAGUGGAGCGAGUGGUGGAGUACACAGAGCUGGAGAGUGAAGCGCCCUGGGAAACAAAGCUGAAGCCGCCUCCUGAUUGGCCGAGCAGAGGCCUUGUGACCUUUGAUGGGGUCAGUUUCUCGUACAGUCCUGAAGGCCCCACGGUUCUGCACAAGCUGAGAGCCACCUUCCGACCCAGAGAGAAGGUGGGCAUCGUGGGUAGGACGGGGGCCGGGAAGAGCUCCCUGGUGUCAGCUCUGUUUCGUCUCUCGGAGCCAAACGGAAAAAUUUACAUCGACGGAAUCCUGACGUCAGAACUCGGCCUCCACGACCUGCGCCAGAAGAUGUCCAUCAUCCCCCAGGACCCAGUGCUGUUCACUGGGACCAUGAGGAAGAACCUGGACCCCUUUACCCAGCACUCAGACGAGCAGCUGUGGACGGCGCUGGAGGAGGUGCAGCUGAAGGCGGUGGUGGAGGAGCUCCCUGGGCGCCUGGACACUCUUCUGGCAGAGUCUGGCUCUAACUUCAGUGUGGGCCAGCGGCAGCUCGUGUGUUUGGCUCGUGCUGUUCUGAGGAAGAACCGCAUCCUGGUCAUAGACGAAGCCACUGCUAACGUCGACCCCAGGACGGAUGAACUGAUCCAGCAGACGAUCAGAGACAAGUUUAAAGAUUGUACGGUCAUCACCAUCGCUCACCGCCUCAACACCAUCAUCGACAGCGACCGCAUCCUGGUUCUCGACGCUGGUAGAAUCAGUGCAUACGACGAGCCAUACACCCUGUUGCAGGACAAACAGGGCAUUUUCUACAAAAUGGUUCAGCAGACGGGGAAACAAGAAGCAGUUUCUCUGCUAGAAUCAGCUAAAAAGGCCUACAACAACAGGAGUCGUUCGAAUACUUCAAACGGCCAUCUAGAGAACGAGUGUGAGAAGAGCCUCAUCAUCUGUGAAACUGCUCUGUAG
This is a messenger RNA of Knipowitschia caucasica, 3930 nucleotides long. The record is from the annotation of a GenBank genome assembly. Lineage: Eukaryota; Metazoa; Chordata; Actinopteri; Gobiiformes; Gobiidae.